AUGUCUGAACUAAGGACCAGCGGCUUCUUUCGACCUUGGCAUAUCCCGGAGACCACGAACAAAGCUUCCGGGAUUGUCGAUACGCUCCAUGACACAUCGUGCAACAGACAGGAGGACGACGACGAGAGCGUCGUGUCUUCGGCGACAUCGACAACCUCCACAACGAGCUCGGCUACCGUGGAAAUAUCCAAAAAGUAUAACGAUCGUCUCUUAAAUCGAGAUACGGCGGACUCGACAUCGUUAAACGUUGUUCGUCAUCGCCGCCGCGCGAGGAGACGUCGAAGGAGCGAGUCCUCUGACGAUGUGGCGACCAGUACGACGCUUUCCCUUGAAGGCGAGGACAUCGUCGGAAGUACCGUGCAAGAUGCGAGGAACAACUCACGUGCUUUCCGUUCGCAGCAGCCAGUCAUCAAUUCGACGGCUUCCGCGGUUUCCGCUCGCGAUCCGGAUGUGUUUACCGGUUCCAGUGAUGUUAGUCCGCUGGAGUAUCUCUCGACAUUCGAGUUCCGACGAUCGGAGGCUUUCGCAUCGAUAAGCGAUGGAACUUAUUCGAUGGCGAAUUCAGAUAUCGCUGGACCAUCAUCGGCCGCGAACUCAAUGAUUCCCGAGUUAUAUUACGCCUUUACUGACUUUCAUUCCGGGAUUCAUCCCGGAAUUCAUCCCGGUAUACAAUCUAUGGUUCAACCGGGGACUCUUCCUUCAGAUUUUUAUAAUCGUUCCAUGGAGGAAGCGGUGCAGAUGGUGCACCGACAAGAUGUUGUUGCCAAACAAAUGAAGAAGAUGCGUCCAAAGAAAUUUCGCUGUCAGUAUUGCGACGUCGCGUUCAGCAACAACGGCCAACUUAAGGGACACGUCCGCAUACAUACUGGGGAGAGACCGUUCAAGUGCGACGUGGAAUCCUGUGGAAAGUCGUUCACCAGGAACGAAGAACUGACGCGACACAAGCGGAUUCAUACUGGUGUUCGGCCUCACUCCUGCGUUGUUUGCGGCAAGCGAUUCGGACGUAAGGACCAUCUGAAGAAGCACGCGAGAACCCACGAAGUUCGCGAUCCGUAUCGCGUUUCGGUGGCGGCAUUGGGCAUGUUCGCCCUGAGCCAUCCGUUUCAGCAAGCUACCGGACUUCCGCCAUACAUCUACCAGAUCUGA
Molecule: messenger RNA, 1146 nt
Organism: Cataglyphis hispanica
Lineage: Eukaryota; Metazoa; Arthropoda; Insecta; Hymenoptera; Formicidae
Product: early growth response protein 1-A-like
Exons: 2
Coding region: 1-1146 (381 amino acids)
Biological process (GO): regulation of transcription by RNA polymerase II
Molecular function (GO): DNA-binding transcription factor activity, RNA polymerase II-specific; RNA polymerase II cis-regulatory region sequence-specific DNA binding
Source: RefSeq, a predicted model, not a curated record